Scleropages formosus (Asian bonytongue) is the source of this 1981-nucleotide messenger RNA. RefSeq names its product F11 receptor, tandem duplicate 1 (gene f11r.1). Gene Ontology annotation, cellular component: bicellular tight junction. Gene Ontology annotation, biological process: intestinal absorption; regulation of membrane permeability; cell adhesion. Bases 308 to 1189 code for a protein of 293 amino acids. The record is from RefSeq and is a predicted model, not a curated record. The transcript has 10 exons. NCBI's taxonomy places the organism in Eukaryota, Metazoa, Chordata, Actinopteri, Osteoglossiformes, Osteoglossidae.
GUUUCGCUGAGCUCCGCGCGCAGCCGCUGGUUUCUCUACGUCACGCGGCCGAGCGGAGCCGAGCUCACCUGCGCUCAGGUAUUCGGGUACUCCGGUAGCGCGCGCGCUCGCUCUCGGGACGAAGGUGUCGCUUCGCUCCGGUUUAUUUUCCUUUCAUCCUCUUCAGCCUGCGCUUGGUGUGUAUUUGAAGCUGCGAACGGGAGAGUCGGACAACAAGUUCGAAGUUGUUGUUGUAAAGAAGCGCGACCCGCAGCCUCCCUUGGGUGGACGUUUUCCGACGAAGACGGCCGAUCAUACCGCCCUAGACAUGUUUGUCGCCAUUCUUGUGUUUCUCCUCCUUCUUCAACAACAGGAAGGCUCACUGGCCUUCUCUGUGACUACCUCAACACCAAAGAUCAGCGUCCCUGAGAACCAAGGUGCUGAUCUUAAAUGUUCAUAUAGUGCUGAUUUUGGAACACCAAGAGUUGAAUGGAAAUUCAGAAAUCUGCAAGGAUCUGAAACAUAUGUUGUCUUCACUGGAAACCCUACAGGAAGUUAUAAAGACCGUGUAGAGCUGUACAGUGGUGGGCUGAGGUUCAUCAAAGUCACCCGUGCAGAUACUGGGGAAUACAGUUGUGACGUCUCCAAUGCUGAUAAAUUUGGAGAAGCCAAAAUUCAACUGAUUGUGCAAGUGCCCCCCUCCCCGCCCCUGUGUGGAAUCCCCUCCACUGUGACCACAGGGUCGCAAGUGAUCCUGACCUGCAAUGACAAGGAUGGAUCCCCACCAAGCACCUACAAGUGGUUCAAGAACAAGACCCCUUUGCCAGAAGAUCCUAGCAAGUUUGCUAUUUACAAGAACUCCACAUACACAAUAAACCCCCAGGAUGGGAACCUGUUGUUUGCCAGUGUGGCCAAGGAGGAUUCUGGGGAGUACUACUGCACUGCCAGCAAUGGUUUUGGCUCACCAGCGAGCUGUGCCCCCAUGCUGAUGGAAGUCAAGGACGUAAACGUUGGGGGAAUUGUGGCUGGCGUGAUUGUGGCUCUGCUAGCAGUUGCGCUGCUGAUAUUCGGACUGUGGUAUGCUCGCCGCAAAGGAUACCUUUCCAAAAAUGUUAAUGAAUCCAAGCAGAUGCCACAGUACACAAGGGCAGGAAACAUUUCUGAAGAGGCAGAUGGGGAAUUCAAGCAGAAGUCCUCGUUCAUUGUGUAACCAUCGCCGAAGGCACAACGCGGUAUGGGUGUGGUCCUGGGAUCACAGUUAAUAUCUGGUCAAUGUGGAUAUUUUUUGUUUUUCUGUUGUUUGAGCUUUCUUUUAAACCCAGUUACUGAAAUAUCUGUAUAAUGAUAGCUUUUAAGAUGUGCAUCUGUAUCAGUCCCGUAGGUACUGAAGAUGUACGCAUUACUGUUACGUUUCUUCUGAAGUGUAUUGAUUUGCGCACUGAUUUGUCUAUUUGGGUCUGUCGGUUAAAAUUUGGUGCAUGGACAAACCCAUAUCUCAUAAUUCCCUCCACACACACAUGCAAAAUUUGGACUGUGGUUCUGUUUUAUCAAACAAUCCAGUAUUUGUACAUGUUACUUCUCAUUCUUGUGAGGGAUUUCAUAGCCAGUCUCAGGGUAGCCUACUGUAAAAAUCUGUUUUUUAAAAUUUCUCCCCUGCUUCUCCCCAGUCCUCAAGGUUCCUAUGUUACUUAUAAAUUCACUGUAGCUUUAUGAUUUAAAAACAAGCCUAGUAUCACUUAAAUCCCUCAAGUGUAGCUGUGACUUUUGUGUUUGUUUUUAAAUUAUUUCAGAAUAUGCUUGUAAUGACUCAAGUCUCUUUCUGCAACAGAAUAUUGUUGGAAGUCUUCACCCUCCACCUUAAUAGAUGACUAAUUGCUUUAACAUGACAUAAUUCAGGAUGACAGUCAAGAUGUAAAUACCAGAGUUUCUAUAUAUCUUUGUGUGAAUAUGCUAAGGUGCCCUGUGCUAAUAUUUACAAGCAAGAGGGUUAAAAGAAAAAAAA